AUGUUCACAUCAAUUAUUUUAUUUUAUAUCGUUUCAACAACUAUAUUUCUUUUUACUUCGUCAAGCGAAGCUGUAUGUAUUAAUAAAGCGGUUUAUGAUAGUUGUAGAAAUAUAGGAGACACUAAAUUAGCUUCUUGUCCACCAACGGGUUAUACCUGUCAAUGUGAUGCGCGCAAACAAAUUCAACUUUGUUUUCAACAAUGUCGAGAUGAUCUUGAUAUUCAAAACGAAGGAAAAGCCUACGAGGUAAAUUUUAUUUUUUCCUCUUCAUCAUCAUCGUCAUAG
This is a messenger RNA of Entrophospora sp. SA101, 285 nucleotides long. NCBI's taxonomy places the organism in Eukaryota, Fungi, Glomeromycota, Glomeromycetes, Entrophosporales, Entrophosporaceae. The record is from the annotation of a GenBank genome assembly.